CCAGGGUUAGAACAAGUGAGAUUUUUUUUUUCCCCCAUCCCAGCGGUAGGAAUCCAUUCAGGGGCAAGUUAAAUUCUGUUUACAGUGCCAAUGAUACAAAUAAAAUGCAAAGAAAUAGUUCUUAGCGCAGAAAUACACUUAGGAUUCAAUGGGCGAAGGUAAUUUUCCUGUUGUCUGUAAAUCUAGUUUGAAUACUCUCGAUCUCUUUCUUUGGUGGUUUAAGUGAUCUCGUCUAAUAUCAGAAACAAACAAUGCUUUUCACAGUUGAGAAAUUGUAUCAAAAGAUUCUAUUAUUGCACAUCACUGGAAUGUUUAUUUAUACAAUAUAUUGUUGUUAACCCCAGAACAUAAGCAUGGCCAUACUGGGUCAGACCAAAGGUCCAUAUAGCUGAGUAUCCUGUCAAUACCAGGUGCUUCAGAGGCAAUGAACAGAACGGAUGGUUGCUUUUUUUAAAAACAAAUCAGCCUUUCCUUUUGCUAAACUGACAAAUCACUCGAUGCAUAUUUAUCAAUUCAGGGGGAAAGAAAGGUUAGUGUGGUAAAUAUCUUUGAACAGAGAUCGCGUGGAGAUUUAUAGUUCAUCUAAUACCAUGUAUGUCAUGCAUGUAGACAGAAUAAUUUAGAGUCCCCUCUUCGCGCCCCCCCCAAUCGUGUGUGUGAAUUAAAUAUACAUUUUCGGAUGAAAAGAUUUAAAUGCAUUUUUUUAAAAAAUCAACUAUUAUAAUUAUCUAACACUUCGUAGAAAGGCAGGCAUUUAAAAUGCAACUAAAGCUGGUCCCUUUUUUAAUUAUAAUAAACUAGGUUUGAGAUUGACAAGAAAUGUUUAUUUCUCCUUCUAAACAUAAAGCAGGUUAAAGAGGGGAGCUCUAAAUAAUGAGGCAAGGAAAUCCAUGCACUGUCCCUUUAACUAUGGAACAUCUGAUUCCUUCAUCUGGCAGAUGGUCUUUGAGCACAGAUUUGCAUUCAUUGUCUUGAAAUCUGUUUUCGCGUUGGUGUUAUAUAGAUUUCAGGGGAAGAUCUAUGCACAGAUCAGAAUACAAAAGAGCCAUGAAGAAAAUAACGCCAAGCCAAAAAGAUUUUUUUUUUUAAAUAGGAACCACUCUCUGGUUCAUGGAUGAAAAUAACUGUGUCCUUUCAGCGGCUACAUUUUUUGCCUAGAUGCAACGCAAUAAAAAAGUUUUAAGGGAGGAUUUCAGAGCUCUGAUGUAGUGUGAAAUUGCGGGUGCAUUUUAUGGAUUGGAUAGGUGUGGAGCUCUCUCUUUCUCCUAAUCUAUCACCAACCCCGCACGCUUAUAGAGAGCACCUUCUAGUGCCCCCAAAUCCAGAUAUUUUUGGAUUAGAUCCUAUUUAGUUUUCGCUGAUAAUCUCUCUAACAGUGCUCCUAAAACAGUAGCGAUAAGACAUUCCAGAUUUUCAAAAAAAGGAUGUUUGCCUUAUUGUUUGUUUGUGACAAAACUCAUCAUCUGAUGGCAGGGACAUAUACGAUAAGGCUCCUAGACAUUUCCUCUUUUUUUUUUUUUUUUUUAAAAAAAAGAAUAAGAGGAUAAUACCCGAGCCUGAGUGGGUUCCACCUGAGGUUAACAAAUUGAAAGCGAAGUAAUUUUGGAAAGGCACUUACUCAACAAUCAGAAAAGUCUGACGACUGUUGCUUUUCUGCCCCUUCCCAUUGGCGAUUGUUGGUAGCCCGGAGCUGGAGUUAUGAGUGUAUAUCAGCUUGAUAAUUGUCCGCAAUCCUCCAAUCGGGUGAGCCUAUGCAAAUCGAGUCCCCUAAUAUGGAAAUGUGCCCCGCCCCCUUGCUAGUCGGUUUUCUCCCAGUGCUGUAACCCAUUGAUGGGGACUAGCUUGGGGAAGCAUCCUGGCUUCCGCAGUCCGCUGUGAAAUCAGACUCUGUCGCUCCAUUUCUCCCUUUCUUUCACGAUUUAUCGCGAUUCUUUUUUUGGAUUAGACAGCAAUCCGUCCUCUUCCCCGUGGCCUUGAGAAACAGGUGAUCCUGGUUCACAGCGGUCAGGGUUUGGAUGCUGUUUCCGGCGUUUGCAGGAUGAUGGGACCGGGCGAGCCUGAAUGAGAGCAUAACUUUACUUUGCAAGAGGGAAAACUUUUUGUUGUUGUUGUUUUUUGGGAAAGGCAUUUUCAGCAGCUCACGUAGCCUUUAGAAGCAGAAGAAGUUGGUUUUAAAGCUGAACUUCAGUGGUUUUGGGAUCUCUGCGGGUGUGGGUGUCAAUUUCAAAGGCUGCUUUUUUGUUGUUUUUUGUUGUUGUUUUUUUUUUUAAAAAGAAACUGUUGCCGGUUGGAAUAGACUUCUUAAAUGUUUGGGAUUCAAGAUACUUUAGGAAGAGGACCCAUUCUUAAAGAGAAAUCUCUCGCGUCUGAAAUGGAUCCAGUCAGGUCCUGGGUCAGAAAUGUUGGGGUUGUGGAUGCAAACGUAGCUGCACAAAGCGGCGUAGCUUUGUCCAGAGCCCACUUUGAAAAGCAGCCACCUUCCAACUUGAGGAAAUCCAAUUUCUUUCAUUUUGUCCUGGCUCUCUACGACAGGCAGGGGCAGCCGGUGGAAAUAGAGAGGACCGCCUUUGUGGACUUCGUAGAAAAUGAUAAAGAACAAGGCAAUGAAAAGACCAAUAACGGCACACACUACAAACUUCAACUCCUUUACAGCAAUGGUGUCAGAACUGAACAGGAUCUGUUUGUUAGGCUCAUCGAUUCAGUCACUAAACAGCCCAUCACUUAUGAAGGACAGAACAAGAAUCCAGAGAUGUGCAGAGUUCUGCUUACUCACGAAGUCAUGUGCAGCCGGUGCUGUGAAAAGAAAAGUUGUGGCAACAGAAACGAGACUCUCGAUCCUGUGAUCAUCGACAGAUUCUUCUUGAAAUUUUUCCUCAAGUGCAAUCAGAAUUGUUUGAAAACAGCAGGGAACCCCAGAGACAUGAGACGUUUCCAGGUUGUGUUAUCAACAACAGUGAAUGUUGAUGGACAUGUAUUGGCAGUGUCUGACAACAUGUUUGUUCAUAACAACUCUAAACAUGGACGGAGAGCGAGGAGACUUGACCCCUCAGAAGCCACACCAUGCAUCAAAGCUAUUAGCCCAAGUGAAGGCUGGACUACAGGGGGCGCAAUGGUGAUCAUUAUAGGAGACAAUUUCUUCGAUGGGCUACAAGUUGUAUUUGGGACCAUGCUUGUAUGGAGUGAGCUCAUCACACCUCACGCUAUUCGAGUCCAGACCCCCCCUCGUCACAUUCCUGGUGUAGUUGAAGUCACACUGUCGUAUAAAUCCAAACAGUUCUGCAAAGGAGCCCCGGGCAGGUUUAUUUACACCGCUUUAAAUGAACCCACCAUCGAUUAUGGUUUCCAGAGACUGCAAAAGGUCAUCCCGAGGCAUCCCGGUGACCCAGAGAGACUAGCCAAGGAGAUGCUGUUGAAAAGAGCUGCUGACCUAGUUGAAGCACUAUAUGGAACACCACAUAAUAACCAGGAUAUUAUUCUGAAGCGAGCUGCGGACAUAGCAGAAGCAUUGUAUAGUGUCCCAAGGAAUCCCGGCCAGAUCCCUGCUUUGUCUAGUUCUCCAGCUCAUAGCAGCAUGAUGGGAAUCAACUCCUAUGGGAGCCAGUUAGGAGUCAGCAUCUCCGAGUCGACACAGGGGAACAACCAAGGUUACAUUCGUAAUACAAGCAGCAUCUCCCCUCGAGGUUACUCUUCCAGUUCAACACCUCAGCAGUCUAAUUAUAGCACCUCCAGUAAUAGCAUGAACGGCUACAGCAAUGUCCCGAUGUCUAACCUGGGAGUUCCCAGCUCACCUGGAUUCAUUAAUGGCUCUCCAACAGGAUCUCCCUAUGGAAUAAUGUCUUCAAGUCCAACAGUUGGCUCUUCCAGCGCUUCUUCCAUUCUUCCAUUCUCCUCCUCAGUCUUUCCUGCUGUCAAACAGAAGAGUGCCUUUGCCCCUGUCAUCAGACCCCAAGGAUCUCCCUCCCCUGCCUGCUCUAGUGGCAAUGGAAAUGGGUUUAGAGCCAUGACUGGUCUUGUCGUUCCCCCGAUGUAAAAGAAGAGGACUUUUUCCUUUUUUUUUUUUUGUUUCUCAUUUUUCUUUUACAGCACAAAACUACUUAUUGUGAUGGACCACUAAAAAAAAAAAAAAAAAAAAAAAAGCACUACAAGCUCUUUUUUGGGGGAAAGCCACGCCCGGAAAAAAUAAAAGGAACAA
Molecule: messenger RNA, 4192 nt
Organism: Dermochelys coriacea (leatherback sea turtle)
Lineage: Eukaryota; Metazoa; Chordata; Testudines; Dermochelyidae
Gene: EBF2
Product: EBF transcription factor 2
Biological process (GO): regulation of transcription by RNA polymerase II
Molecular function (GO): RNA polymerase II cis-regulatory region sequence-specific DNA binding; DNA-binding transcription factor activity, RNA polymerase II-specific
Source: RefSeq, a predicted model, not a curated record